Branchiostoma floridae (Florida lancelet) is the source of this 1013-nucleotide messenger RNA. RefSeq lists its product as uncharacterized. Bases 591 to 1013 code for a protein of 140 amino acids. NCBI's taxonomy places the organism in Eukaryota, Metazoa, Chordata, Leptocardii, Amphioxiformes, Branchiostomatidae. The record is from RefSeq and is a predicted model, not a curated record. The transcript has 3 exons.
AUUUAUUAUUUGCCGGUAUUUUUUGCAAUGUAUGGCAUAUAUUUAGCAACUGUUUUUUUACGAUUUGCAGUAUAGUGAUUUUUUUAAAGAUUCGGAUUAAAGGUGAUGCGCGCGGAUUUCAAUCAUACAAUCAAAUCAACAUGGCCUAAUGAAAAGCAAUCUGUAUCAACGAUGAUUGACAGGACUACUGCACGAACACGGAAGGUUGCCAAGGGAGAAAAGGCGGCCUAAUGUCAUGUUGGGCUAAAGUAAACUUCAUCGCAAUCUGCGAGUUCAAACAGCAGCAGUAGAGAAUGAAUUCAUAGGCCUUUGCUAACAUUAUGUUCACGGGAGUGACUCAAUGUUUCUACAAAAGUCAUUAGAACUGGUCUGAUUGCAGCCGCUGUCAAGAAAUCCCUUCUUCUUAACAUUUUGGCUUUUCUAUAUUAAGUGUUAUAUUUAUUGAUAUAUUUAUACUUAUUAAAUGGAAGGUCAGUGUUUGAUUAAGAAAUGUUGUUAUGGGAGAGAGAGGCGAUCUCUGGCAUCACUAAGCCCGCUUGAUUGUCCAUAUCCCCCCCCCCCCCCACGUCGAAAAUACUGGCAAAGGCGCGAUGGGGACCAUGGACACUAACGGACUCUUGCUGAUGUACUGCCUUAUCUUAGUUUUCCUGAUAACUCACGCAAACCUGUGUUUGGGCAGAAAUGACAAGGCCGGAGUCAAUGGCGAGUUUUCACCCUUCCAGGCCGAGAAAAAAGCAGGAAAUUUCCUAAAGAGUCCAUGCCCAUCAAGGCAGGUCAAAAGGGUAUUGUAUCACGAGUGUUUUGUCGAACACUGUAGCUUCGAUGAAGCUAACGACCAUUUCCUUGACUGGGGUUGGACGAUGGAGUACCUGUACACUAUGGCGUGCAGACUAUGGCCAUGUGGGGCUGGUUGUAGAUGCGACAGGGCGCACCCAGGUUUGUCUGGGAGCGGACCACACUGGAGGGUGUGUACCGGUACGUUUGAGACACAGCGGUUUUUCACACUGCAAUAG